UAUUUUUAUAUUAUUUUCUUUUUAGUAACCAGAGUUUGAAAUCGAUACAAGCCAGAGCAGCAGACGUUGUGAAACUUCCCAGUGUCAAUAAUGGAUUAAUCGGACCCAAUGGAGAUAUGCAAAUUACAGGUCAUCGAGUCUUCCGCACUACCAGGACUUCAUUGGACAUUGACAAGGGAAGAAUCGAGGCUUAGUCCAAUCAGCCCGUUUCAUCCAAAACAAGGAAGAUCAAUGUAUGUCUUUAAGGCAGGACGUUGGAAUAAGAAUGCGCCCUGAAAUCUACAAAACUACCCAGGACUAAAGAUGAAAAUCGAACUUAUUAAAGAUCUAAAGUCAACUAAAGCAUCACUCGCAGGAAUUGAUAUGCAAGACUUUGAAACGAGAUCCCGUAAUGUGCAAAAUAACCCAGGAUUAGUGACGGACAUCGAAUCUAUUAGAGAUCUGGAAUCAACUAAGCUUCAAGACCAGGAAUCGACAUGCAGAACCGUGGGACAAAACCAUGUCCCGCAAUCUGUCCAAAAGACUAGAAAUGGGCAUCGAACCUAUAGGAGAUGCUGAGUCAAGUAAGCAUCACGAGGAGGAAUUGACAUUUAUCCAGGCAAAAAAUUGGGACAAGACUGAGUCUUGUAAUCUGCAAAACUGCCCAGGAUUAAAGAUGGGCAUCGAACCUGUUGGAGAUGAAGAGUCAACCAUGGAUCAGGAAUUAGCAAUUAUCAAGGCAGAGCAUUGGGACAAGGCUGAGUCCUGCAAUCUGCAAAACUGCCCAGAAUUAAAGAUGAGCAUCGAGCAUAUUGGCUAUGUGUAUUCAACUAAGGCUGAUUAUAUAAUCAGGAAUUGGCAUUUAUCAAUGCAUAACUGAGUCCUGCAAUCUACAAAACUUCCCAGGAUUAAAGAUGGUCAUGGAACCUGUUGGAGAUGAGGAGUAAACUAAGGAUUAGGAAUUGGCAUUUAUCAAGACAACAUUUUGAGACCAGCCAGAUAUCCCCAAUGUAGAAAACAACCCAGGACCGGGUAUGGACAUGUAAUCCUUUUGGAGUCGGCUAAGGCAUCAUUAUCAUCGCAGGAGUGCAUCAGGACCACUACAACAUCGUUGGACAUCGAGGGAACGAAUCAGCGGACUCCGGGAUCCGAAGACUUCCAGUCCGAACACUUCAGGGUUGGAAGACGUCGAAUUCCAGAACAUCCAGGUACGAAAACUUCGAACUUCGUAGAUUUCGAAGUUCGAAGAUCGCAGGGUGCGGAGGCCUCGGAAUUGGUCAGUCUGCGGAAUUCAAAGACUUCGGGAUAAGAAGUCUUUGCACUUCAGGUUCAACUCUGAUAGUGCGAAACUGCUUAUCUCGAAUCUUUAAACUUCACAGUCUCACCAAUUUCGAAAAUUUCGUACCUUGAGAUCUUUAAACUUCUAAAUCUUUGAAAUUCGACGUUUUCGCACCAGGAAUCCUGAAAUUCGAAAACUUCUAAACCCGAAGCGUUGAGGACAAGGCCUGUAUGGCAGGCCGGUCACAGGGGAGGGCACCCGGGGAUCGCCCCGGGUGCAGGACGCGGGGAGGGGCGUUACGGCUCCUAAAGGGGUCUGGGGACGGGAGGUGGCACCCGGUGAUAACCCCGGGUGCAGGACGUGGGGUGGCACCCGGGGAUCGCCUCGGGUGCAGGACGCGAGGUGGCACCCGGGGAUCGCCUCGGGUGCAGGACGCGGGGUGGCACCCGGGGAUCGCCUCGGGUGCAGGACGCGGCCCCCAGAGGGGGGCCGCACGUGGGAGGGGAGGGAUAAACAGAGGGGGGGUGU
This is a messenger RNA of Agrilus planipennis (emerald ash borer), 1786 nucleotides long. RefSeq lists its product as uncharacterized. NCBI's taxonomy places the organism in Eukaryota, Metazoa, Arthropoda, Insecta, Coleoptera, Buprestidae. The coding region runs from base 500 to 859 and encodes 119 amino acids. The record is from RefSeq and is a predicted model, not a curated record. The transcript has 8 exons.